ACCUCAACCAAAAGCAAGCAUGAGGUCACCGUCUGCCUACCCCACCUACGCGUUGUUGCCGUCAGUCCUCGAGAGCUCCAGGCUCGGGGGUGAUGCUUGUUGGUGAUAUAUAAAGGCCGGCGCUUGUCCUCCUUCGCCACCCUGGGCCCUUUUUGCUUCCUGCCGAGCCAGGUUUCACGCCGUACACCACCCGCUCUAUCCUUUGUCCUCCCCUAACUCUUCCAAGAUGGGCGUCAAGACCGUCGAAUUCCAGUCAUUCACUGACCAGAAGCCCGGAACAUCGGGUCUUCGCAAAAAGGUCACGGUGUUCCAGAAGCCUCACUAUAGUGAAUCCUUCGUCACCAGUAUCCUCCUCUCCAUCCCCGAGGGCGCCGAAGGUGCUUUCCUGGUCAUUGGCGGCGAUGGUCGAUUCUACAACCCCGAGGUGAUCCAGCUGAUCGCCAAGAUCGGUGCCGCCUACGGCGUCAAGAAGCUUUUGAUCGGCCAGAACGGCAUCCUCUCCACACCCGCGGCCAGCCAUGUUAUCCGCAAGCGCAAGGCUACGGGCGGCAUCCUAUUGACGGCCAGCCACAACCCCGGAGGCCCCAAGAACGACUUUGGCAUCAAGUACAAUCUGGCAAACGGUGGCCCGGCUCCCGAGUCGGUCACAAACAAGAUCUACGAGACCUCCAAGACGCUUGCCUCAUACAAGAUCAACGAUUCCAUCCCCGACAUCGACCUCGGCGCCAUUGGUACCAAGACUUAUGACGGGCUCGAGGUGGAGAUCGUUGACAGCACCGCCGACUAUGUCGAGAUGCUCAAGGAUAUCUUCGACUUCGACCUGAUCAAGAAGUUCUUCGCUACCAAUAAGGACUUCAAGGUCCUCUUUGACGGCCUUUCGGGUGUCACCGGCCCAUACGGCACUGCAAUCUUCCAGCAGGAGCUCGGCCUCGGGCCUGAGAGCACGCAAAACUGCGAGCCCAGCCCUGAUUUCAACGGCGGCCACCCGGACCCGAACUUGGUGUACGCCAAGUCGCUCGUGGACGUCGUAGAGGAGCGCAAGAUCCCGUUCGGCGCCGCCUCGGACGGUGACGGCGACCGGAACAUGAUUUACGGCGCCGGGGCUUUCGUGUCGCCGGGAGACAGUCUGGCCAUUAUCGCGCACCACGCCAAGCUGAUCCCGUACUUCAAGAAGCAGGGCGUGUACGGGCUGGCGCGAAGCAUGCCGACCAGCGGAGCUGUGGACCUCGUGGCAAAGAAGCAGGGCCUGGACUGCUACGAGGUGCCGACGGGCUGGAAGUUCUUCUGUGCCCUCUUCGACGCGGACAAGCUGUCAAUCUGCGGCGAGGAGUCGUUCGGCACUGGCAGCAACCACAUCCGUGAGAAGGACGGGCUCUGGGCCAUUGUGGCCUGGCUCAACAUCAUCGCCGGGCUCGGUGUAGAGCACCCUGAAGUGGCCCCCAGCAUCAAGCAGAUCCAGCUUGACUUCUGGAAGGAGUACGGCCGAACCUUCUUCACGCGAUACGACUACGAGGACGUCGACUCGGACGGUGCCAACAAGGUCGUUGGAACGCUCAAGGACCUGAUCUCGGACCCUAACUUUAUCGGCAGCAAAAUCGGGGACCGCACGGUGACCGAGGCCGGUGACUUCUCGUACACGGACCUCGACGGGUCGAUAUCGAGCAACCAGGGCCUCUACGUAUGCUUUUCGUCGGGUAGCCGCAUCGUCGUCCGCCUCUCAGGGACCGGUUCGAGCGGCGCCACGAUCCGGCUGUACGUUGAGCAACACACCAGCGACGCGUCGACGUACGAGCAGGACGCACAGGACUUCCUCAAGCCCGAGAUCAAGAUGGCGACGGAGCUUCUCAAGUUCAAGCAGUAUGUCGGCCGCGACGAGCCGGAUGUGAAGACCUGAGGUUGCGUGGCUGGUUUCCUGGGGCGGGCAGGCCGAGCCCAAACAGAUGGCGAGAGCAGAACCCGACUUGAGGUUUCCUUGUGAUGCAUCGAGAAUUUAAUAAAAGAUAAAAGGCGCACAUGAUAUCAUGAAACCACGGACCAUGUAUGC
This is a messenger RNA of Gaeumannomyces tritici R3-111a-1, 2044 nucleotides long. RefSeq names its product phosphoglucomutase. Gene Ontology annotation, molecular function: phosphoglucomutase activity; magnesium ion binding. The record is from RefSeq and is a predicted model, not a curated record. Gene Ontology annotation, cellular component: cytosol. The transcript is spliced from 4 exons. Lineage: Eukaryota; Fungi; Ascomycota; Sordariomycetes; Magnaporthales; Magnaporthaceae. Gene Ontology annotation, biological process: carbohydrate metabolic process. Bases 227 to 1894 code for a protein of 555 amino acids.